GCGCGAGAGGUCGCCGCAGAGUUGGAGCGGCGCGGCCGCGGAGUGUGAUGCCAGCGCGCCGCCCGCCAUGGCCACGCUCGGCCUUUCCAAGGUGUUCAUCCUCGACAAGUACUUCACCGAGCUGCAGAAGUUCUGGGAGACGGAAAAGAAGCUGCAAGACGCCUCGUCAUCGAACGAAGCGGUGCACCUUCAGCGUCGGCUGCUAAGCCUGAGCUCGGAGUUGGUGACGCUCCGCAACCACUUGCACGUGGGCGCGGCGGCGGGGGCGGCGGGGGCGGCGGGCGCGGCUGCGGGCAAGCCCGCGGGGCCGGCCGUGCCGCCGCGCGCGCCGCACCUGCUGCCGCCCCAACCGCCGCCCGCAGCCGCGCUCGCGCCGCCGCCGCCGAAUCUGCCGCCCCCACCGCCGCCGCCGCCAGAAUCGCGAUGGCGAGCAGCGGCUCCUACUGGCAACAGCGGAGCGUCUGGCGGCGCGGCAGGCGGGGACGUCGACGACCUCAUCCAUCUGCGCGGGCCGCUCACAGAGGACGCGGUGGUGCGCGCGCUGCAAGCAAGAUUCUACCACAAUAAGUUCUAUACUAUGAUCGGGCCGAUCCUAGUUGCCGUGAACGCGUACACGGACGCCAGCAAUGCCCUCACGCUGACGGCGGCGCGCGCGCAGCGGCCGGAACUAGCGAGGCUGGUCCAGGACGCCGUAAGACACCAGGCUGAUACGGGCUACCCGCAAGCCAUCAUACUUUCAGGCGUGUCAGGCUCGGGCAAGACAUACGCGUCGAUGGUGCUGCUGCGGCGGCUGUUCGACGUGGCGGGCGGCGGGCCCGAGACCGACGCCUUCAAGCACCUGGCCGCCGCCUUCACCGUGCUGCGCUCGCUCGGCACCGCCGCCACCUCCGCCAACUCGCACUCUAGCCGCAUUGGCCACUUCAUCGAAGUUCAAGUAACAGACGGUGCCCUGUACCGUACGAAGAUUCACUGCUACUUCCUAGACCAGACGAGGGUGGUGCGACCCCCACCCGGCGAGCGAAACUACCACAUCUUCUACCAGAUGCUGGCCGGAUUGACCCCUGAGGAGCGCACACAAUUACAUCUGGAUGGGUAUUCCGCACAGGAACUGAGGUACCUAGCGUCACCCCACCACCGGCGACCGGAGCCAGAAGACGCGACCCGCUUCCACGCGUGGAAGACCUGUCUCGGUAUCCUCGGCAUCCCGUUUCUCGAUGUGGUGCGGGUGUUGGCGGCGGUGUUGCUGUUGGGAAACGUGCAGUUCGCGGAGAGCGCGGAGGGCGGCGCGGAGCCGGCGGGCGAGGCGGAGCUGGCGGCGGCCGCGGCGCUGCUGGGCGUGGGCGCGCCGGCGCUGCUGCGGGGGCUCGCCACGAGGACCGCGAGGAGGACGCGCGCGCCCGCCGCUGCCCCCGCUGCCGCUGCGGCUAGGGAUGCAUUGGCCAAGGCUCUAUACUGCCGGACAGUCGCCACCAUCGUCCGACGCGCGAAUUCCCUGAAGCGGCUCGGCUCCACACUAGGGACGCUAUCUUCAGAUUCCAACGAAUCUGUCCACAACCAAGAUGCGGCUUCCCGACGGACAUCUAGUGCGGGAGGCGGGGGAGGCCGGUCGAGGGCCGGCGCGCGGUCCAUGGCGGCCUUGAACGACGCCGUGCGACACGCCACUGACGGCUUCGUUGGCAUCCUGGAUAUGUUCGGCUUCGAAGACGCCGCGCCGUCGCGCUUGGAACAUCUGUGCGCGAAUCUGUGCGCGGAAACCAUGCAGCACUUCUACAACACGCAUGUAUUCAAGUCUUCGGCGGAAUCGUGUCGUGAGGAAGGCGUGUCGUGCGCCUUCGAAGUGGACUACGUGGAUAACGUGCCGUGCAUUGACUUGGUGUCGUCGCUACGAGGCGGAUUGCUCGCGGCUCUAGACGCUGAAUGCGCGGCGAGAGGGACGCCCGAGCAAUAUGUUACCAGGAUCAAAACUGCACAUAGGGGUCACCCGCGCCUAGCAGAGUCUCGCCCGCCGCAUCCCCGCCGCUUCGCCGUCCGUCAUUACGCGGGCGAGGUGUCGUACGACGCGGCCGACUUCCUCGAGGCUAACCGCGACUCCGUGCCCGACGAACUGCUGGCCGCCUUCGACACCAGAACUUGCGAAUUCGGCUUCGCCACUCAUUUGUUUGGAACCGAACUAAAGGCUUUAGCAGCGCACGGCGGGCCAAUAGGUGGUCAGUUCCGCGCGUCGCCGACGGUGGCCACUGCGCUGGACGCCACGCCGUCCACGCUCACACAGGACUUCCACACGAGGCUCGACAACCUGCUGCGGACGCUGGUGCACGCGCGGCCUCACUUCGUGCGCUGUCUGAGAGCCAACGCCACUGAAACGCCCAUGCUGUUCGAGCGCACCACUGUCGCCAAACAGGUCCGUGCGCUCCAAAUCCUGGAGACGGCUCAACUGAUGGCGAGCGGAUAUCCUCACCGCAUGCGGUUCCGCGUGUUUAGCGCGCGGUACAAAGCUCUUUGGGCGCGGGGCGGCGGUGAGGGCGACGGAGGGGAGUGCGGGGCGGGGUGUGCGCGCGUGCUGCGUGCCGUGGCCGCCGCCGCCGCGCCGCCCGCGCCCGCUUCUACUGCCGCUGUGCGCUGGGCGCUGGGCAAGCGGCAUGUCUUCCUCAGCGAGGCAAUGAGACAGGUGUUAGAACGAAUGCGUCGUGCGCGACGUCAAGCAGCGGCGGAGUGCAUCCAAGCCGCGUGGCGCCGGCACCGGGCGCGGUCGCCGCGUCCCGUAACAAGCACCGCGACUCCGGCGGCGAGGCCUCGUCCAGCGCCGAUCGCUGGCACGCCGCCACCGGAUCCGGCGGAGAAGUGUGACCCCGCACUGGCCAAGAGAACUUGUUCGCUUGCAGGACUCGAUCUAGAGCGGCCGCCGCCGCUGCCGCCGUCGCGUGCGUACACCGUGACGGGCGGCGUCAAACUGGGCUACCCGCAGCAGCGCAGCGUGGUGGCCGAGUGGGGGGAGGAGGGCGGCACGCUGCGCCUGCACGUCGGGGACACUGUGCUCGCUGUGGGCGCCGCCAGAAGGGGGCAUGUCACCGUGCAGGUUUGCGGCCGCCGCGUUGUGGUUCCGCACUCCGUGCUGGGUCCCCCGCGCGCCCCUGCCCCCCGGCCCCCGCCGCCCCCCGCACCCGCAACACAAUCUGCGCCUGCGCUAGCGUGACACAACACUGCUGCUACUAUUUAAUCGAAGUUAAGGGAAUUCUUUGGACCUCCCACUUGGGGAGUCUGUUUUAUUUCUCGGUCUGUUUAAGGAGACGGAUAUGCCAGUCGCAGUUUUGAACGAAAACAUUUAAACAAACCAAGAUGGUAGAAGGACCAUCGCAGCAUAAUCGGGCCCUUACUUGGUAAAGGAUAUUGUUGCGACGUGUGGCACUGUGACUAUACUUAUAGAAAGGAAAGAAAACUUUACACACUAAAAUAACGCCGACGUGCUCGCAAUCGCUUCAACAUCCCUUAUUGUGUAAAAGAAAACCGCCUUAUCAAACUUUCCAAUAUGUCUUAGAGAAUUUGUUACGGGAGGCUCACACCCAGCAACUUUCCCUCGCUUCCUCCAUAGCAUUUUCUGAGGCAGCUCACUGAUUGGUGCCUAUUAUCCACUAAGUAUAUGUACAUAAUAGCCUAAGUAUUUAUAUGACACGGCCUCGAGCCUAGUUUAUGUAUAUUGGCGAUGUGGCAUAUAGUAUGUACCUAUAGCUUUAAGAUAAAUUAAGUUAUAGAUUUUAUUAAUAUUACUUUGCAAUAAAAUAAGUAUUACAAAAUGACAUUAUGUAAAGACUCUUAACUAAACCUACAUAUUUAACCUGUAUCUGCAACAACCACUUCAGACGCCUACACCUCUAGUUCCACUUACUUGCGCCAAAGCAUCUUUGUCUUAAUAAUACGGUUGCAACUUCUGGAUCACUUUAUAGUACAAAGUUUACCUAACAUUAAUAUGAGUAUUCAGCAAAUAGUUUAUUGUCGUUCUUCGUCCGAAGCAAGGCGAAUUCACACAAAAUGUUAUGUCCUGUUUAUAUUGUCGCUUAUCUAUACUGAACUCAAGCAUAAGAUUUUUAUAGUUAUGCUUAUAGUUCUUUCAAUAAAACUUCGUUAUGAAAUGGAUGCAAGUUGACAAAUUCAUAUUUACGUUGUAUCUUAGUCGUUCCUACUUCAUGAUCAUAAUGUAUCUGUCUUGCAGCCAUUCUAAUAGCCAAGCUAUAUUUAAGGAAGUAAAAGAUACCGGAGAUCACAAAGUGUAAUAGUUUCCAAUUUACCUAGUUACUGUUUAUGUUUGUUUAUCUGCAAAAACACUUAAAUAAAAUUAAGCUUGACAAUCUUGUAAGCCCACAAAACGCAGUGUAGAGCUUGCCAACAAGAGUCUGACAUAAGUAGUUGUAGUCGACAAACAAAUGUCCUAAUUAAGGUUGCGCAUAAGGUACAGAUAAAUAAAAGACAAAUUUUGAAAAUA
This is a messenger RNA of Amyelois transitella, 4477 nucleotides long. RefSeq names its product unconventional myosin-IXAa (gene dachs). Lineage: Eukaryota; Metazoa; Arthropoda; Insecta; Lepidoptera; Pyralidae. Bases 68 to 3193 code for a protein of 1041 amino acids. Gene Ontology annotation, molecular function: cytoskeletal motor activity; actin filament binding; ATP binding. The transcript is spliced from 14 exons. Gene Ontology annotation, cellular component: vesicle; cytoplasm; actin cytoskeleton. The record is from RefSeq and is a predicted model, not a curated record. Gene Ontology annotation, biological process: vesicle transport along actin filament; actin filament organization.